Messenger RNA from Sclerotinia borealis F-4128, 1728 nucleotides. NCBI's taxonomy places the organism in Eukaryota, Fungi, Ascomycota, Leotiomycetes, Helotiales, Sclerotiniaceae. The record is from the annotation of a GenBank genome assembly.
AUGGCUGAUGAACUUUUCCUCCCACAAUUGACAAGAGACAAUAAUACAUCUUCUAGAUUUACCAAAACAAACUUGUCACGAAAACGCGUUCGCGAUACUCCCCCUCCUGAUUCAAGCGAUCCUCCAGUUUUCUCUAGCGAUGAUGACCCUUCAGUAGAGAAAUACGCGCAAAAAAGACGAAAGCAAAAAUUUAGAGGUCCAUGGUUUGAUCAACGACUUGCGUCCGACUCUGCCUUUGAGGACGAAACUCUAGAUUGUGAGAUUCCCAUAAGAAAUAAAAGAACGUUCAACAAGAAGGUUGAUAGCGGUGUAUUUAUGGGUAGUGAUGGUACGGACAUAGAAGAUAUAAUUAUGGAGAAAGGAAAAAAGGCAUGGCCGGUGAACAAUGUUGCUGUGCCAUCACCACUCAAAUCAAGAAUCACUCUUGACACUCCAAAGGAUAUUCACGCGCAGAGAAAGAUUGAGAAAUGUCUUGAAGACGGAGAGGAGUAUAUCGAUCUAUCCCGUCUGGCUCUUGAUCAUCUUGAAAACUCUACCAUACGUCCUUUAGGAACCUUCGUCAAGGCCGCGCGUGGUUAUGCCGCUCUCGAGCCUUCGUUAAGGGUCAUCCUCUCUGGGAACCUUCUCACCAAACUCCCGGCAGAAUUAUUUAAUUUGAACAGAUUAGUUUUCCUUAGUCUACGAGACAAUAAUUUACAAGAGAUACCACCUGGCAUCGGGAUGCUGAAAGGUUUAGAAGACUUGAAUGUUUCUCAAAACAGUUUGGGAUACCUUCCUUACGAGAUUCUUGCUCUUCUUGUGGGAGGAACGCUAUAUGAUUUUCAAUUACACCCGAAUCCAUUUUACUUGCCAAUGGCGAGAUCCAAUAGCACUGAGAACGGCGCGACACCCCUUGAGAUUGAUCUCCAACGCAAAUGGCCGCUGAUUCGAGAUCCACCACUACUCAAUAAUGAAUUCAUCGGUAGAUUUCACCAAGGAAAUGACGACAUACCGAGACCAAUACUCUCCGAUCAUGAAAUGUCAGCUUUUUUCAUGCAGAGAGGAUAUUCUAACAACGGCUCAACACAAACCACUUUGACUUCGGCUGGCCCAAGUAAUCCAAUCUCUGGCGAAAAAUGUACUUUGUCCUACCAAUUCAGAACAAAAGUCAGAUUUCUCAGUACAUUUGGGCAGUGUAUAAAAGGGCCUGUGUUUCCAUCAGAUCCUCUUUGGAAAGACACUGGAAGGCACGUCCAACUGCCCGUUGCAAGUUCAGACGACAUUCCGGAGCCUCCUGCGGUCCAGUCACGCGUUCCGACUCUGCUGGAAAUAGCAUUGCAAUCUUGCAGUCGUCACCCUCAACUUCCACAUCUCGAAUCUUAUAUGAAAUAUCCUCCGCCCCAGAUUCCCUCCUUGCUUCGCAGGGCGGAAAAUGUCUGUUAUUCUGGACCUACGCUAUGCACUGUGUGUAAACGCAAUUUCGUUGUUCCUCGAACGGAGUGGAUAGAAUGGUGGGAGAUUGAAAAAGUAUCCAAGAAGGAUCGUCUGGAAACCACUUCAGCGGCCAGUGCUGCCAGUCCACUCAGACGUGUAGAGAAUGAAAGGGACGUUGCGGAAAAGUUGGUACCGCUAAUUCGAAGAGGUUGCAGUUGGUUAUGUCUACCAUCAAUAUUUGACCCAUUAUUGCUUCAGCUAUCCACCAAAGAAGAUGAUGUCAAAAAUGAGAUGGACAGGGACACGGAUAUUUGA